AUGGAGAGCGGCGGGGCGCUGAACGGCUCCGCCGCCGCCUCCGGGCGCUUCGCCGCCGCCGGCACCGCGGCGCUGGGCGCGCUCAUGGCCCUGCUGAUCGCCGUCACCGUGUCCGGCAACGCGCUGGUGAUGCUGGCUUUCGUGGCGGACUCCAGCUUGCGCACCCAGAACAAUUUCUUCCUCCUCAACCUGGCCAUCUCGGAUUUCCUAGUAGGUAAAGUGCCGCCCGCCGCGGAGCUCCGCGCCCGAAACUUCGUGGCGAGGGCAGCGCAGCGCGGGGCCCGGGGGCUCUCCCGUCCCGCAGCCGGUCCCGUCCCGCAGCUCGCCGCCUCUCCCCGACCCCUCUGCCCCGCAGCGCCCACACGCAGCCCGCGGCCGGGGGAGGGGAGCCCGGGGAUGCGCACGGGCGGCGGCGCUGCUGCGGGUCCAGCCCCCGCGUGUCCGAACAAACGGAGCCCUCUGGUUGCAGGUGCCUUCUGCAUUCCCUUGUACGUGCCCUAUGUGCUGACAGGGAGAUGGAUCUUCGGGAGAAGCCUCUGCAAACUCUGGCUGGUAGUUGAUUACCUGCUCUGCACCUCUUCGGUCUUCAACAUCGUGCUGAUUAGCUAUGACAGAUUCCUCUCGGUGACAAGAGCGGUCUCCUACAGAGCCCAGCAAGGCAACACCAGGCGAGCAGUGCUGAAGAUGGUGAUGGUGUGGGUAUUAGCAUUCCUGCUUUAUGGACCUGCCAUUAUCAGCUGGGAGUAUAUCUCGGGUGAGAGUAUCAUACCCACUGGGGAAUGCUAUGCUGAAUUUUUCUACAACUGGUACUUUCUCAUGACGGCCUCUACGCUGGAGUUUUUCACCCCUUUUAUCAGCGUAAUGUUUUUCAACCUGAGCAUUUACCUGAACAUACAGAAGCGUACCAAAUUACGCCUGGAUGUUUUCCACGAAGCGCAGAGCCAAUCCUUCCCUGAAGAGCUGGAAAUGAGCCCUGAAGCGAAGCUUUCUUCGAAAUGCUACAAGUGGGAGCAGAAGGAGCCAGCUGAAACCCUCGACCUCUCUAAGAGCGAAGCACAAGCAGCAGCCUCUACUGGUGCAGAGGACGCGGUGAUGGCCAGCUCAGGGAAAUCCCAGUGCUGCAACAAAAGGGGCUGCAAGAAUCCGGCACCCGCUCUGUCCUUAGAGAAAAGGAUGAAGACAGUCUCCCAGAGCGUGACUCAACGCUUCAGGCUCUCCAGAGACAAGAAAGUAGCCAAAUCGCUGGCAAUCAUCGUGGGUAUUUUUGGAAUUUGCUGGGCACCGUACACUCUCCUUAUGAUUAUCCGUGCUGGCUGCCACGGCCACUGCGUCUCUGACUACUGGUACGAGACUUCCUUUUGGCUGCUGUGGAUCAACUCAGCUGUCAACCCCGUCCUGUAUCCUCUCUGUCACUACAGCUUCAGAAGAGCUUUUAUUAAACUCCUCUGUCCGAAGAAGCUGAAGAUUCAACCUCACGAUCCCCUGCAGGACUGCUGGAAAUGAAGCUAGCCUUGGGCGUGGGAGAGCCUUUGUCACACAGGCGUAGUAUUGCUUCUCCAGAAGCUGGGACCGCCGGUCUGCGGCAGGUGAGGAAGGCAGCUGGGAGAUCACUAUUAACUUAUGUCAGUUCAUCACCAACAAAAACAAGCUGAACAGAAGAGUGAGGAGGUUGGGUUUUUUCCUUUUUAACUUAACGUUAACCACAGGCAGUGACAUGUGUCCUCCACCUGCACCGCAGAGCUCUGCUGCCACCUAGUCAGCCUGAGCAGCACCAACGUUGUGCUGAAGAAACCCAGUAAAUAAAUACCAACCCGAAACACACCGGGCUAAACUACAGUUGAUGUGAUUGCAAACCUGAUUUUUACUGUGAAUGUGUUUUGUUUUGUUCUCCUUAAGUUAUUACGAGAUGAUACAGUGAGAAUGAACCACAGAAAGAAAAACACCUCAUUUAUCAUUGCUACUGCAGCAGCUACAGCCGUAAGCUACAUCCUCAUGGCAUAUGGUGCAAGGUAUGUCCUUUCCACUCUCCAAGAAGGGGCACAUCUCUGCCCUAAGGAGUCUACAGCCAGUCUGAGUUUACAGCCAGACUUCUUUUUAAAGCAGGAGACCUUGGUCAAGCUGAUCCAAGCUGAUUAUUUUAUUUUUUUAAGCACUCAGCCAGCUUUUUUCCACAGACAGAACGCCAGAUUCAAGAGAUCAGGGCUGUAACCUCACCUGAGAUACUGGGCAUAUUAGUUCUACUUCCCAUCUCAUUCUUCGUCCUACUUGCCCACGUAGACUCGCUGAGCUCUUUGGGAACAGGCAGUGUGACCAUAAAGCAGAAGACUAACUCCCCAUCUCUGCCAGCACCGCUCACUGCUGUAGUAAUACAAAUACAUCAUCAGUUGCCAUGGCGAGCACUUGUGCUUAACAGUAUUGCAAAGGAAGCUCGAGUCUGAAAGCUACAUUUAUAAAUGGAAACCCAAACGCUGUGAAGUAGUACCCACAAGCUUAUGAUGCUGUGAUUGCCAGUUACACUUAGCUGUUGUAAACAGUUUCUUGGCUGUUGCUAGGGAUAAAAGAAAAAUGCUAUCCAACUUUAUUCCAGUGAUGUUUAUUGAGUAGAUCAAUGUUGUCAUCUGAAGUCAGGUUUAAAUGAUGUCUUGUUCUGUGUAUAUGAUAUUGCAGUCUUGUGACAAGUUCUGUCAGACCAUUAAAUAUGAACUAAAAUACAUGUUUUGAGGUAAGAGUACUAAGAAGUGCCAGUAUGCACUGUCGAGCCUCUUGUACUGUCCUGCGUCUACUACCUUCUGAGAACCCCAAUGAAGUACUCUUAUACAAAGUUUGCCAAAUACUUCAUAGUAAACAGGCUGUUGCCAGAAAUUAUGAAAUCCAACUGAAAGCAAAACAUAUGUCUGUUUGUCUGAGGAGAUGCUUAAAGCCUCUAAAGAAAAGGCUCCUGAAACAGCUGCAUGUCUUUUACUGCUGAUUAAAUGGGGUCUUGAUAUCACCCAGUUGGUGGUGAGAGCAUGUCAGUUCUUUCUGAUGGUAGUUCUUUUCCAGAGCACGUUACAUGCAGCUUAGAUCUGAAAAGCUUACACUAAAUCUUUGCGACUCAUGAAAUCCACUCAACUGCCUAAAAAAGACAAAAUCAUAAUCACAGAAUUGUAGGGACCUCUGGAGACCAUCUAGUCCAACCCCUGCUAAAGCAGGUUCCCUGCAGUCAGUAAUGGGAACGAGGGCCCAGUUUCCAGCUGUGCUUCCUUUCAUUUGCUCAUAGAGAGAGAGAGCUACUAGAUCCAGCCUGAUAAAAGUUACGUUACACCUACAGAAAAGGGCAGAGGAAUUGCCAGUUCUGUCUGCCUUACCUGGUAUUAAAUAGCUGCUUUCAUGUUUUCAUCCUCCAGAAGUGCUUUACCAUUUUACCAGAAAGGAAAUCUAACAGAAAAUAUUAAAAGCAAUCCGAAAAAACUCUUACUGUUCUGUGGCUAACAGGUAGAUCUCUGACAAAUGAGAUGCGAGUAUACCUUCCGUGCUGUGGUUAGUUACUGACCAAAUGAAUUAACAAAAGAAUUUACCAGUCUUUCCUGUAUGAGACAUUUGCCUGAGUAAGGAUUGAGUGGUAAUUGAGCUUCUUAGUAAAAUAAAACAGGGAGAUGUCACAGGUGGGUGGUUUUGUUUUUUCUUCUUCCUCUACACUGCAAUGCACAUCAUACACAUCAUCAUGUUAUUAUACAAGACCAGAGCUAAGAAACAGGGAGCACAUGGUGAGCUAUCAGGUUCUUUUUCCUCUUUCUAUAAAAUUGCUCCUUCCUAGAGUUUGAAUUCACUGUAUCAAAUUAAAAAAGAAAGAAGAGUUGCCACUCCCAGCUGGUUUUCCUGCGUGUGAUGGCUGAGCAAGAAGGCAUUUAAAAAGGAAGUUGCAGCUGUUUGUCUACAUUCUGAAAAUUGUUGUUUCCAUUCGCAAAUUCUUAGCUUAUAAUUAAAUAUCUGCAUCCUGAAGACAGGCAGAUUUUCCCCUACGUCCAUGGUAGUAAUUCUGUUCAAAAGCAGUGAGACCUAUUUUAAAUUUCGAGGUGACUUUGCAGGGACAUGGGCUGGAAAUUCCUUUCUUUUACAUAUUCACUCAGUCAAACAGCUAAAGCUGUAAGCAACAUAGCUUUAAGAGACUGAUAAAAUGCAUAAUACUUGUAGAGUUGACGGAGAUGGGUUUUGCUUCCUGUGAUCCAUAAGGCCAUGCUGCACCUGCACUGAAGUCCUCGUGCCAUCUCUGCAAGUGCCACGGAUCCUUGAGUCCCACUAGUGACAUGAGUGUAUUUCUGUAUCAUUUAGAAUCCCACUGCUACUCUUCUCUGAGCUGUCUGGAUGGACCAAGUACUUUUGGUCUUAAAGUCCCUUCCUAAAGGAAUGGAUAGGUUUCACUGUAAAGCUUUUGCACGGUAUUUUUAUGGUCUCCGACUCCUGUAUGUGCAGGAGAUACUCAACACAUUUUCAGAGAAGAACUGUGUGAAUUGCAGCCAUAGAUCCAUCCUAAAAAGAACACUGCUUUCUCCUGUUUCCUUUUCCUUAUCUCCCCAGAUUCCAAUGAUGUUUCCAUCACACCAAUAAUGUUUUAAUUGCAUGAAAAUGAUAUCAAGAUGAGCGAAAAAUAGCCCCCAAAUUAACAGGAAGAUAGGAGCAAUGUGUCAGUUUGCUACAAACUAGUUUCUGGGAAAAUAUAAUUUGGGAAUCUUCUAGAAUUCUUUGUGGUAAUUAUCUCUUCUUGUAUGAGAUUGCAUAUGCCCAUGCUUGUACCAGCAUGUGCACGGAUGAUUGGAAAUAAA
Molecule: messenger RNA, 4802 nt
Organism: Numida meleagris (helmeted guineafowl)
Lineage: Eukaryota; Metazoa; Chordata; Aves; Galliformes; Numididae
Gene: HRH3
Product: histamine receptor H3
Biological process (GO): adenylate cyclase-activating adrenergic receptor signaling pathway
Cellular component (GO): plasma membrane
Molecular function (GO): G protein-coupled acetylcholine receptor activity
Source: RefSeq, a predicted model, not a curated record